UGUUAUUAUGUUUUGAAGGCUGGGACAUUAGCUGCCUGUGGUUAUAAUAGAACAUGUACAAAUUGUGUAGUUUCUCUUGUUUUGUAGGAGCAGUUAGCUAGCUUACUGCGUCUUUUUGGCUAACGUUAAUUUUGAUGUAGCUUUAGCUGGCCGUUAGUUCAACAACCGUCAACGCGUUCUGGGUGUCAAGGCUUAAGGAUGUGGCUUCUGUGGGUCCUGCUGCUGUCAUCACUGCUCUCUGCGGUAUCUGCUGCUGCCGACUCCAAGGCUGUCACCACCACCCUCACAACCAAAUGGGCUGAUACCCCUCUGCUGCUGGAGGCCAGUGAGUUCCUGGCAGAGGAGAGCCAGGAGAAAUUCUGGGACUUUGUGGAGGCCAAUCAGAACAUAGAAGGAGAGCAUGAUGACACAGAUCAGGCCUACUAUGACCUGAUUGUGAAGAAAGCCGGUGCCGUGCUCAGCUCCGUCCAGGUGAACAUGCUGAAGUUCGCCCUCUCUCUGAGAGCCUACUCUGCAACAGUACACUCCUUCCAACAGAUUGCGUCCAAUGAGCCUCCUGCCUCUGGCUGCUCAGCAUUUUUCAGCGUCCAUGGAGAAAAGACAUGUGAUGAAGAUAGUUUAGCAGCACUGCUGAAAACGGCCCCUCAGAGGCCAAAGCCAUACCUUUUUAAAGGCGAUCAUAAAUACCCAGGAUCAAAUCCAGAUGCUCCUAUUGUCAUUCUGUACGGCCAGUUUGGGACACCGGAGUUCCAGAGGCUUCACCAAGUCAUAUCCUCCAAAGUCCACGAAGGCCUGGUGACCUAUGUGCUCCGGCAUUACGUUGCUAAUCCCAGUAAGAAGAAGGUCUAUCUGUCUGGAUACGGAGUGGAGCUGGCCAUCAAAAGCCAGGAGUACAAAGCAAAGGACGACACACAAGUCCAAGAGGCAGAGGUGAAUGCUACAAUGUUUGGAGAGAAUGAUCCUGUGGACGAGGUUCAGGGAUUCCUUUUUGGCAAACUCAAGACUGUCUACCCAGAGCUGAAAGAGCAGCUGAAGGAGUUGAGGAAACAUCUGGUAGAAAGCACCAACGAAAUGUCACCUCUGAAAGUCUGGCAAAUGCAAGAUCUGAGUUUCCAGACAGCAGCUCGAAUUCUUGCUGCUCCCGCUGCUGAGGCCCUCACCGUUAUGAAAGACCUGAGUCAGAACUUCCCCACCAAAGCCAGGUCCAUCACCAAAACAGUGGUCAGCUCUGAGAUCCGCAAAGAGAUCGGCGAGAACCAGAAGUUUUUCAAAGGAACUCUGGGCCUGCAGCCUGGGGAUUCGGCCCUUUUCAUCAACGGGCUGCACAUAGAUCUGGACACACAAGACAUCUUCAGUGUGUUUGAGGUGCUGCGCAGUGAGGCCAGGGUGAUGGAGGGCAUGCGCUCUCUGCACGUCGACACGUCGUUCAUCCACGACAUCCUGAAGCUCAACGUGCAACCCUCUGACUCUGACUACGCUGUCGACAUCCGCAACGCCGCCAUUAGCUGGAUUAACAACUUGGAGACGGACCACAGGUACAGCUCAUGGCCGUACAACGUGCAGGAGCUGCUCAGACCGACCUUCCCCGGGGUCAUCAGGCAGAUCCGCAAGAACUUCCACAACCUGGUGAUCAUUUUGGACCCAACUGAGGAGAGCACUACUGAGCUGCUGGGCGUCGCAGAGAUGUUUUACGCUAACAACAUCCCCCUCAGGAUAGGGCUGGUGUUCGUGGUGUCGGAUGAAGAAGACGUAGACGGUAUGCAGGAUGCAGGCGUGGCGCUGGUCCGAGCCUACAACUACAUCAGCGACGAGGUGGACAGUCAGAGUGCUUUUGAAGCGGUCAUCUCGAUGUACAACCGGGUGCCUAUUGGUGGAAAGCUGAGUGUGGGGGACGUGGUGAAAGUGCUGGAGAAGAGGUUCCCCUACGUCGAGGUCAGCAGCGUCCUGGGAGCCGACUCCAGCUACGACAGCAACAGGAAGGGCGGACGGGCGUACUACCAGCAGACGGGGGUCGGCCCGCUGCCUGUGGUCAUGUACAACGGCAUCCCGUACCAGAAAGAGCAGCUGGACCCCGACGAACUGGAGACAGUCACCAUGCAGAAGAUCCUGGAGACCACGACCUUCUUCCAAAGAGCUGUCUACCUGGGGGAGCUGGCCACAGACCACGACGUCGUUGACUUCAUCAUGAAUCAGCCCAACGUUGUUCCUCGCAUCAACCCCAGAGUGCUGUCCACCAGCAGAACGUACCUGGACCUGUCUGAUACCAACAACUUCUUUGUCGAUGAUUACGCUCGCUUCUCAACUCUGGACUCCAAGGAGAAGAGCACCGCUGUGGCCAACAGCCUGAACUACAUGACUAAGAAAGACGAUGGCUACAUCCGCCCCGUGACCUUCUGGGUGGUCGGAGACUUUGACAAGCCAUCUGGACGCCAGCUUCUCUACGAUGCCAUCAGACACAUGAAAACGAGCAACAACGUCCGGCUGGGGAUGAUCAACAACCCGUCGGCUGCCGUGUCAGCGGAGACGAGUCGCGUGGCCAGGGCAAUCUGGGCCGCCAUGCAGACGCAAUCUGCCAACAAUGCCAAAAACUUCAUCACCAAGAUGGCUAAAGAAGACACCGCCGCGGCCCUGGAGGAGGGAGUGGACAUCGGGGAGUUUGCUGUCGGGGGUAUGGAUGUGUCAUUGUUCAAGGAUGCAUACGAUGGUCCCAAAUUUGACUUCCUGCUCUCCCACGCUGCCUACUGCCGAGACGUGCUCAAACUGAAGAGAGGACAGAAAGCUGUUAUCAGCAACGGAAGAAUCAUAGGUCCCCUGGAGGAGGAGGAGGUGUUCAACCAGGAUGACUUCCUGCUGUUGGAGAGCAUCAUCCUGAAAACAUCUGGAGAGCGAAUCAAAAGCAAGGUCCAACAGUUUGGGAUUGAGGAGGACAGGGCCAGCGAUCUCGUGAUGAAGGUGGACGCUCUGCUCUCCUCUCAGCCCAAAGGAGAAGCCCGGGUAGAAUAUGACAUUGCAGAUGACCGCUACAGUGCUGUGAAGAUUCGACCGAAGGAGGGAGACGUGUACUUCGAUGUUGUUGCCGUGGUGGACCCUGUAACCAGAGACGCACAGAAACUGGCUCCUCUGCUGUUGGUUCUGAAGCAGUUGGUAAACGUCAACCUACGGGUCUUCAUGAACUGCCAGUCCAAACUGUCAGACAUGCCUCUCAAGAGUUUUUACCGCCACGUGUUGGAGCCAGAAGUGGUGUUCCAGGCCGACGGCAGCUUCUCUCCCGGCCCCUUGGCCAAGUUUCUGGACAUGCCUCAGUCUCCUCUCUUCACCCUGAACCUCAACACUCCCGAAACGUGGAUGGUGGAGUCUGUGCACACCCGCUACGACCUGGACAACAUCUACCUGGAGGAGGUGGAGAACAUCGUGGCGGCAGAGUACGAGCUGGAGCACCUUCUGUUGGAGGGUCAUUGUUUCGACGUCAGCUCAGGCCAGCCGCCGAGAGGCCUCCAGUUCACCUUAGGGACCGCCUCCGAGCCCGUCAUCAUGGAUACGAUCGUCAUGGCAAACCUGGGAUACUUUCAGCUGAAGGCAAACCCCGGCGCCUGGAUCCUGAAGAUGCGGAAAGGCCGCUCUGAUGACAUCUACAAGAUCUACAGCCAUGAAGGCACGGACUCUCCUGCUGAGUCCGAUGACAUCAUAGUCGUGCUGAAUAACUUCAAGACCCGGGUCAUUAAAGUCAAGGUCCAGAAGAAACCAGACAAGUUCAACGAGGAGCUGCUGAGCGACGUGACGGAGGAGAAUGACGCCGGCUUCUGGAAAUCUCUGACCAGAGGGUUCACAGGUGGAGGAAAGCCAGAGGAGGUAAAGCAGGAGAAAGACGACGUGAUAAACAUCUUCUCCGUGGCCUCGGGGCAUCUGUACGAGCGCUUCCUCAGGAUUAUGAUGCUGUCGGUUCUGAAAAACACCAAAACUCCCGUGAAGUUCUGGUUCCUCAAGAACUACCUGUCCCCGACGUUCAAGGAGUUCAUCCCCUACAUGGCGCAGCAGUAUGGUUUCCAGUAUGAGCUGGUGCAGUACAAAUGGCCGCGCUGGUUACACCAACAGACGGAGAAGCAGAGGAUCAUCUGGGGGUACAAGAUCCUGUUCCUGGACGUGCUGUUUCCCCUCGCUGUCGACAAGAUCCUGUUUGUGGACGCUGACCAGAUUGUGCGCACAGACCUGAAGGACCUGCGUGACUUCGACCUGGAGGGAGCUCCGUACGGUUACACGCCGUUCUGCGAGAGCCGGAGGGAGAUGGACGGCUACCGCUUCUGGAAGACCGGCUACUGGGCGAGCCACCUCGCAGGACGCAAAUACCACAUCAGUGCGCUGUAUGUGGUCGACCUGAAGAAGUUUAGGAAAAUUGCAGCAGGAGAUCGACUCAGAGGACAGUACCAGGGUCUCAGCCAGGACCCCAACAGCCUCUCCAACCUGGACCAGGAUCUGCCCAACAACAUGAUCCACCAGGUGCCGAUAAAGUCUCUGCCUCAGGAGUGGCUGUGGUGCGAGACGUGGUGUGACAACUCCUCCAAGGGAAGCGCCAAGACGAUAGACCUGUGUAACAACCCGAAGACCAAGGAGCCCAAGCUGCAGGCGGCGGUGAGGAUCGUGGCCGAGUGGACCGACUACGACCAGGAGAUCAAACGCCUGCAGACCAGAGUGCAGGACAAAGUACAGCAAACCAAGAAGCAGCAGGAAACAGACCCUCACACAGAGUUGUGAGGACCCUGCAGAGUGACGAGGCGAUGAUCUGGACUCUGUUUAAAGAGUCCUGAAGAGAGGCUCCUCUUCCUCCCGCCUGCUGACAGACGUGCUAAACGGUCCACACUGUUUUGUCUUUUUUAUAUCGUGUGACGGGGAGGGAAAGGCAGGUCUCAGAGGUUUUCUGUACGCGCGUGUGAAAGUGGUGAGAAUGUAUUUUGUGAAGCGAAUCAUGGAUAUAAAAUCUCGGUUUUAUUCCCCUGUUAUAGAUGUCAAUCUGUACGGUUGCACUGAUUCUGGUUUUGGCUGUGGUGGAAGCACAACAGGAGCCUUAGAAAACCUCUCUGCUGGUUUCCUGGGGUUUUUAUUUUGAAACAUGUCAAGUCGGGAGGGAUUUCUGCUCACUUCUGGGAAUAAAAGGUUCUCCUUUUUGGUUAAGGGUACAAUUCAAUAGGUUUACAGAGUUUAUUGUAAAUGAACAACUGUAGAUCAUUUCCCAAUUGUCACACCUCGAUACUAGGCCUGGGCCAUAUGUUUGAAAUAUAUAUCAUGACAUUAAUACAGUUUUUAAAAAUGAUUUGGCAAAUGAAUGAAAGGGAAUCGAACUGGUGUCCAGAACAGUGAAAUGUGAUCCCCUGCUUUUCCUCAAAUUGAAAUUCUAUUUGGUUUAUUUGUUUUGUUUUACAACUGAAUUAUGGCAACAUAAUACAUAGAAAGCUCAAACCUGAUGCAAUUACCUGAUGCGGCGUGUUGUACAGGUGUGGAUCUUCUUGUCUUUUUAAGAAUCACUUCAAACUACAGGGGAUUUUUAGUGUCCAAUCGAAACUCCACAACAACUAAAGGGAAUGAGUAUGGAAUUAAGAAAUGAUUAAUGAAUGUGACAUGAUCAUCCUGUUCUGGCUGUUGGUAUUUGUUCAAUUAAAAUCCCCAGUUAAGUGCUCCAUG
Molecule: messenger RNA, 5673 nt
Organism: Eleginops maclovinus (Patagonian blennie)
Lineage: Eukaryota; Metazoa; Chordata; Actinopteri; Perciformes; Eleginopidae
Gene: uggt1
Product: UDP-glucose glycoprotein glucosyltransferase 1
Exons: 40
Coding region: 199-4749 (1516 amino acids)
Cellular component (GO): endoplasmic reticulum
Molecular function (GO): UDP-glucose:glycoprotein glucosyltransferase activity
Source: RefSeq, a predicted model, not a curated record